GAGUCUGAAAGAAACAUGCCACUCCCUCACUAAUAAAUACCAUCUAUACACCUCUAUAUGGCAACAUAGUGUCGAUACCUACAAAAUCGCUAAACAUAAGCCCCCAAACCCACCCCACUCCCCCUUGGGUGGUGGCACAGAAAUCCACAACCA
This is a messenger RNA of Pelobates cultripes (western spadefoot toad), 153 nucleotides long. NCBI's taxonomy places the organism in Eukaryota, Metazoa, Chordata, Amphibia, Anura, Pelobatidae. The record is from the annotation of a GenBank genome assembly.